Molecule: messenger RNA, 684 nt
Organism: Dujonia railenensis
Lineage: Eukaryota; Fungi; Ascomycota; Pichiomycetes; Serinales; Debaryomycetaceae
Source: the annotation of a GenBank genome assembly
AUGACCAGGUCUCUAGUCGUUGGUGUCUUGGCAUUACAAGGUGCCUUCAUUGAACACAUCCAAAUAUUUGAGAAAAUUCAAUCACCCGUGUCAUACAGCUUUAUAGAAGUUAGGACCGAGGAACAAUUACAUUCUUGCGAUGCUUUAGUGAUCCCUGGGGGUGAAAGCACUGCAAUCUCACUUAUUGCUCAACGCACUAGUAUGUUGAAGCCCUUGAUGGAUUUCAUUAAAUCUGAGAAGCCAGUAUGGGGAACUUGCGCAGGACUCAUUUUUCUUUCGAAGCAGAUAGUCAAUGGGAGAGAAGGACAGAAGAUUUUAGGAGGCAUGGAUAUUAUGGUGAAGAGGAACGCAUUUGGUAGACAAUUGAACUCGUUUGAACAGAAAUUGGACUUUUCCACUUUCAUCCCUGGAGUAAGUGAUUUCCCUACGGUAUUCAUACGAGCUCCUGUAGUCGAGAUGAUACUAGAUGACAGUGAAGAAACAUACAAUAAACUCGGAGAAGUAAUCAGAUCUGAAAAUACCUACCAGAAUCCUUCAAAGGUGGAAAUAUUACAUCAAUUGGAAAACGGAUUAAUUGUUGCCGUGAGACAGGGCAAUAAAAUCGGAACCUCAUUCCACCCUGAACUCAGCGACGAUACAAGGUUCCAUAAAUGGUUUUUAGAUGAAUUUGUAAGCGGAAAGUAG